Molecule: messenger RNA, 552 nt
Organism: Rangifer tarandus platyrhynchus (Svalbard reindeer)
Lineage: Eukaryota; Metazoa; Chordata; Mammalia; Artiodactyla; Cervidae
Source: the annotation of a GenBank genome assembly
AUGAAUACAGUGACUGUCAGAAAACUUUUAGUUUCAAUUCACAACUUGUUAUACAUCAGAGAAUUCACACACGGGAGAAUCCCUGCAUGUUGUGAAUGUAGAAAAGUUUUCAGUGGAAUAGACCAGCUUGUUUCCCACCAGAGAACUCAUUCAGGACAGAAACACUGCAAGUGUUGUGCAUUUGAAAAAACUUAUGAUUUGAAAUCACAACUCAUUAUACACCAAAGCAUUCAUAUAGGAGAGAAACCCUAUGAAGGCAUUGAUUGUCAGAAAGCCUUUAAUACAGUUUUAAUUCAUGGUACAUCAGAGAACCCACAUGGGGGAGAAACCUAUGGUUGUUGUGAAUGUGGGAGAUUCUGCAGUGAGUCACAGCUCAUUGUACGUCAGAGAGCACACAGUGGGGUUAAACCCUAUGGAUGUAAUCAGUGUGGAAAAGCCUUCAGUUUGAAGUCACAACUCAUAAGUCAUGAGAGGGUAACAGGCAGGAAGGCCAGGGGUCUCCAAACGGAAGAAAUAGUCUGCAAGUGUCAGACAUUUUUAUCUCUCUCUUAA